This is a messenger RNA of Populus euphratica (Euphrates poplar), 1788 nucleotides long. Its product is annotated as probable pectinesterase/pectinesterase inhibitor 7. NCBI's taxonomy places the organism in Eukaryota, Viridiplantae, Streptophyta, Magnoliopsida, Malpighiales, Salicaceae. The transcript is spliced from 2 exons. Gene Ontology annotation, molecular function: enzyme inhibitor activity; pectinesterase activity. The record is from RefSeq and is a predicted model, not a curated record. Gene Ontology annotation, biological process: cell wall modification. Bases 75 to 1754 code for a protein of 559 amino acids.
AUAAAUAGAGCUUUCCCCUCUACACAAAUUCCUCAAACUUAGCUAGCUACUUGUAACUCUCCUUUGUCCAAAAAAUGAAGCCUUCUAAGCUCAUCUCUCUGGUAGCGAUGGCUGUUGUUUUCCUUCCCUUCCUUGCCUCUCCAUCUUUAGCAGAUGUAUCAAGCAGUCCUGUCAGCCCUGGAACCCUUUGCAAGGACACCCCAGACCCUUCCUUUUGCAAAUCUGUUCUCCCUGUCCAAUCUACCAAUGUCUAUGACUCUGCCCGACUUUGCGUCCGAAAGUCCCUAUCACAAUCCCGUAAAUUUUUGAACCUAGUUAAUGAAUAUCUCUCACGCCGCUCCACUUUGUCUGUCGCUGCCAUUCGGGCUCUUGAGGAUUGUCAGUUUCUAGCUAAUCUAAACAUAGAGUUUUUGUUGAGCUCCUUUCAAACUGUCAAUGCUACUAGUAAAACCUUGCCUUCUUUGCAAGCUGAUAAUGUGCAAACUUUGCUAAGUGCCAUUUUAACGAACCAGCAAACCUGUUUAGAUGGCCUACAGGCCACAUCUUCUGCUUCGAGUGUAAGUAACGGUCUCUCAGUCCCUCUGUCUAAUGACACAAAACUUUAUAGUGUUUCUCUAGCUUUUUUCACCAAAGGUUGGGUUCCUAAAAAGAAGAGAGGGAGCACAUGGCAGCCUAAAGGCAAGCAGUUUGCAUUCAGUCAUGGACGAUUGCCAAUGAAAAUGUCUGCCAGGACCCGUGCAAUUUACGAGUCAGUGAGGACAAGAAAACUUCUCCAGACAGAGAAUAACGAUAUAGAGGUCAGUGAUAUAGUGACGGUGAGUCAGGACGGACAAGGAAAUUUCACAACCAUCAAAGAUGCUGUCGCUGCAGCUCCAAAUAAUACCGACGGCAGUAAUGGCUACUUCAUGAUUUAUGUCACUGCAGGCAUUUAUGAAGAGUAUGUGUCUAUUGCAAAGAACAAGAAAUAUUUGAUGAUGGUUGGAGAUGGUAUAAAUCAAACGGUGAUUACUGGGAAUCGUAGUGUUGUUGAUGGGUGGACUACUUUCAAUUCUGCUACAUUUGUUGUGGUGGCACCCAACUUUGUUGCAGUGAACAUCACAUUCCGUAACACAGCUGGGGCAGUCAAGCAUCAGGCUGUAGCUUUACGAAGUGGAGCUGAUUUGUCUGCAUUUUAUGGUUGCAGUUUUGAAGGGUACCAGGAUCCCUUAUACACCCAUUCUAUGAGACAAUUCUACAGGGAGUGUGAUAUCUAUGGUACUGUUGAUUUUAUUUUUGGCAAUGCUGCUGUUGUUUUACAAAACUGUAACUUGUAUCCACGGCUGCCUAUGAGUGGUCAAUUCAAUGCCAUCACCGCCCAAGGUAGAACAGAUCCGAACCAAAACACUGGCACAUCUAUACAUAAUUGUAAUAUUAAAGCUGCUGACGAUUUGGCUUCAAGCAAUGCGACGGUGAAAACAUAUCUUGGGAGGCCAUGGAAGCAGUAUUCAAGAACUGUUUAUAUGCAAAGUUUCAUGGAUGGACUGAUAAAUCCUGCUGGUUGGCAAAUAUGGAGUGGAGAUUUCGCACUAAAUACAUCAUAUUAUGCAGAAUACAACAACACCGGACCGGGUUCUGACACUACAAACAGGGUAACAUGGCCUGGUUUCCACGUUAUUAACGCUACUGAUGCUGUUAAUUUCACCGUGUCUAGCUUCUUGCUGGGGAAUGAUUGGCUACCUCAAACAGCCGUUCCCUUCUCUAGUGGCCUGAUAUGAGCAACUUCUAUAUAAAUUGGUGCUUGUUCUUUCA